CUUACCUGAAAUAUCUAAAUAAACAUGUCAGUCAUCUCUAGUCAAUACUCUAAUCUCCAUGGUUGUAAACUCACGUGGCAAGUUAACUAUUUCUCUGUGUUGUUAAUAAUUUGCUACUGUAAUUUUUAUAAAACACCUGAGUAUUAUUAUACCUCAAAGUUUAUCUAAUAAUAAUUAAACGAUAACAGUUAUUUAAAUUGAAAAAAAAAAAUUAACAAGUAAACAACAAAAAUGGUCAAGAUAAUAUCAGUCAGUCCAGCUGAGUAUAAACUCAUAAAAAUGAGAGUAGUUUAUGGUGUCCAUCCAACAAUAUUUGGCUAUUGUUUAAUUGGUAUUAAAAUACCAGAAAAUGCAGUGUGUUAUUUGCAUUUUUUCAAUAGAAAAAGUGAUAUAAAUAUAAAAGAUUUGAAAUAUCAAUGGCGAAAUGCUAAAUUCAGUAAAGAUCGUAGUCUAACUAAAAAAAUUAUUGAUCAAAUACUUGAAAGAAGAAAUAAUAAUAACAAUGAUGAUAGUGAUAUUAGUGUAUAUCUAGUUGGUACAGAUUUUCAAUUAAAAAUAUGGGAAGAAUUAAUGAAUAUUCCAAUUGGUGAAACUGUGACUUAUCAUCGUAUUGCAAAAGCUGUUGAUUGUCCAAGGGAAAUUAUUAAAACAGCAAAAGUCAUACAAUCAAAUCACAUUGGUUAUCUUAUUCCUUGUCAUAGAACAGUCAGCAAAGGAUCAAGAACAAUAACAUCAUGUUGGAAAGAUGAUAGUUUAACAACAUUAUUAAAAUAUGAAAGUCAAUUUGUUGAACAUUAAUAUGAAUUAUCAUCAUCAUUAUUUAUUUAAUCAUCAUUUUUUUGAUCAUUUAUUAAUGAUGAAAUUGUUUGUAAAAUAUUUAAUACAUAAUUACCAUCAACGACAAAAUUUUCAAGGCUGAAUUACAUUAUUUAAUUUUUGAGAUAAUUUGUAAUUAUUUGGACAGUGUUUUGUCAAGACAAUAAAAUAUUUCUUUUGUUUAAAAUAAUAAUAAGAGAAAUUUUUUUGGCUAAAAAAUAUUCAAUUAAUUCAUCAUCAUGAUUAAGAAACUGACUGAAAAAUUAUCAACAGAAUAUCGCUGGACGACUGACAAACAUUUGUCCAUCAUAAAUAAUCGACAAAUAACAUUUUUUUUUUGUAUAAUAAUUAUCAUUGGAAAUAAAUAUAAUACUCUUGAAUUUUGAUUAUAAAAAAAUUAUCUUUGUGUUUUUAUUUAUUUAUUAUUUUAUUGAUUACAAAAUCUUCUUAAUGUAAAACUUUUUUUUUUUUCUCUUAUAUUUGUCAAUGGAAAAAUUGUUGCACCUUAUGACAAAUCUCCUUUACAAUCACAAUAUAUAUAUUUUUUUAUUUUUAUAAACUAAAGUAUAGAUUAACAAGUUUACAUAUAUUUACAUUUGAAAAAAAAAAAAAAAUAAUAUUAUCAUCAACAAUUACAGAUAUUUAUCAACAUUUUUUUGUCUGCAAUUGUUAUUUUUUUUUUUUUUUUAAGCUCUGUACAUUAAGUUUUGUUUUCCAACAUGAAAAAAAAAAGAUGAAAACUAUUUAAUAUUAUCAAAAAUCAAAAUGAUAAACAUAAAUAAAUAAAACAUGUUUCAUUUUUUCUUUUUUUUUUGUAAAUUGAAAUUGAUAUAACAAUUUAUCAAAUAACUUGGCAAGUAAUAAAACUUGUGUUGAAUUAUAAUUAUCAAUAAUAAUUCCUUCUUUCAUCAAUCAUCAUAUAAAAAUCUCAUUAUAUAAAUAGCAUGUUGUCUCGGUUUGAUAGAGUAACAUGUGCCUUAUUAAACUGCAUUAUUAAAUUUUAAAUUAAAUAAAUAAUAAUGACUUGGCGAUUCUCGCUAAGAUGUCGUCCUGGCUUAUAAAAUUUAUUAUCGUUUUUUUUUUUUUUUCUUUUAACUAAAUUAAAAUCAUGAAUAUCAUUCUUCUUUUUGGUAUUUGUUAUUCAUGAAUUGUCUUGAUAAUUCCAAUGCAAAUGAGCGUCGUGAUAAGUAUAGUGUGGAACCUGUGAAUUUUCAUUUUACUGGCAGUUGAUGGAGCACCUCUUGAUGGUGUUUUUGUA
Aphidius gifuensis is the source of this 2074-nucleotide messenger RNA. RefSeq names its product regulatory protein ada-like. The transcript has a single exon. Gene Ontology annotation, biological process: DNA repair. Gene Ontology annotation, molecular function: methylated-DNA-[protein]-cysteine S-methyltransferase activity. The record is from RefSeq and is a predicted model, not a curated record. NCBI's taxonomy places the organism in Eukaryota, Metazoa, Arthropoda, Insecta, Hymenoptera, Braconidae. The coding region runs from base 232 to 798 and encodes 188 amino acids.